AUAUAUAAGAGGAUCGGUCCUCGGUGAGAAGUCCAAUAUCUGAUCUCAAAAUCCAAUCUCUCCAUUAAAUUGUGAGAAAUGGGAGAGAUGGAAAGUGAUGAAGUUAUAGUAGAAGACUCAGUAGACGAGAAGCAAGAAGGAGUGUCGCAGCAGGAACUUGUUGGUAAGAAACUUUCAUGGAACAGGUUGAGGCGAUACGACUCUCUUGACAUCGAAUCCCGCCGCAUUCCUGGUCAUCGCGGCCAUGGCUAUAAGGGUGAUGAUUGGUCGGUGAUACUACAACUAGCAUUCCAGAGUAUUGGAAUAGUUUAUGGAGAUAUUGGAACAUCACCUCUAUAUGUGUAUGCAAGCACCUUCACCAAAGGCAUCGAGCAUGAAGACGACGUUCUCGGUGUUCUUUCUUUGAUCUUUUAUACUCUCACCUUAAUCCCUUUGGUUAAGUACGUUUUAAUCGUAUUAAGGGCCAACGACAACGGUGACGGUGGGACAUUUGCAUUGUACUCCCUCAUAUGCCGAUAUGCCAAAGUGGGUUUGACUCCAAGCGAGCAAGCAGAGGACAGAGAGGUCUCCAAUUUCAAACUUGAGUUGCCGAAUGAACGUUUAAAGAGGGCAUCGAAGAUCAAGUCGAAGCUGGAGAAGAGCAGGUUUGCCAAGUACUUUCUGUUGUUCGCCACCAUGCUCGGCACUUCUAUGGUCAUUGGUGAUGGUGUUCUCACUCCUUGUAUUUCAGUUCUGUCUGCUGUUGGAGGCAUCAAGCAAGCUACAUCAGAUAUGACUCAAGAUAUGAUUGUUUGGAUAUCAGUAGGCAUCUUGGUUUGCUUAUUCAUGGUACAAAGAUUUGGAACCGACAAAGUGGGCUAUAGUUUUGCUCCAAUCAUAUGUGUAUGGUUUGCAUUGAUUGGAGGCAUUGGAAUCUACAAUUUCAUCAAAUUCGAUCCAACGGUUGUCAAAGCAAUUAAUCCAAAAUACAUAGUUGACUAUUUCAGGAGGAACAAAAAAGAUGCUUGGAUUUCCCUUGGUGGUGUGGUAAUGGCAAUAACAGGAACCGAAGCUCUGUUUGCCGAUGUUGGCCACUUCACCGUUAAAUCCAUUCAAAUAAGCAUGUGCUGCGUGACAUACCCGGCUCUCAUAUUGGCAUAUACCGGCCAAGCCUCUUGGCUCCGCGAGCACCGUCUUAUGGUUGCAGAUACAUUUUACGAGUCUAUCCCAAAACCUUUAUAUUGGCCAAUGUUUGGGGUUGCUGUAGCAGCAUCAAUCAUAGCCAGUCAAGCUAUGAUUUCAGGAACUUUCUCUAUAAUCCAACAAUCUCUCUCAUUAGGGUGUUUUCCUCGGGUUAAGAUCACACACACAUCGACCAAGUAUGAAGGGCAGGUUUAUGUUCCUGAAGCGAAUUACUUUCUGAUGCUGGCUUGUAUAGGAGUCACUCUAGGUUUCAGAAGUACUACAAAGAUUGGCAAUGCCUACGGGAUAGCAGUGGUGUUUGUAAUGACGCUUACAUCAUCCUUCCUAGUAUUAAUCAUGGUAAUGAUAUGGAAAACUAACCUGCUUUUGGUGAUUGCCUAUGUUGCUAUUAUUGGCUCUGUGGAGCUUAUUUAUCUAAGCUCGGUCCUCUACAAAUUUGAUCAAGGAGGAUAUCUUCCACUUGCUUUUGCCUUGGCAUUAAUGACUAUAAUGUUUGUUUGGAACGAUGUGUACCGAAGGAAGUACUAUUACGAGCUUGAGCACAAGAUUUCUCCGGAGAAGGUGAAAGAGAUUGCUAACGAUUCGAGGUUUUGUACAGUCCCUGGCCUUGCCAUGUUCUACUCCGAACUUGUUCAGGGUAUUCCACCCAUCUUCAAGCAUUACGUGUCCAAUAUACCUGCCCUGCACUCUGUUCUUGUUUUAGUCUCCAUUAAAUCUUUACCGAUAAGUAAGGUUUCGGUUGAAGAACGGUUUCUCUUUCGUAGAGUUGAGCCUAGAGAGCUAAACAUAUUUCGAUGUGUUGCAAGAUAUGGAUACACCGAUGUUCGAAAUGAAGAGGAACCCUUUGAGAGAAUUUUGGUUGAAAAGUUGAAGGAGUUUAUAAAGGAUGAUUUUUACUUAGCCAAUGUGAUAAUGCAUCAUCAAAAUGGAGGAGAGCCUGUUGAGAAGGAUGGAGAAUUUAGUGAUAAUGAGGAGGCAAAGCAAUUAGCAGCAGAGGAGCAGAAGCUAAAUGAGGCGUUAGAGAGAGAGAUUAAGGCGGUUGACAAUGCAUGGGAAGCUGGGGUUGUACAUUUGGUAGGUGAGAACGAAGUGAUAGCUAGUAAAGGAGCUGGUAUGGGAAAGAGAAUCUUGAUUAACUAUGCUUUCAAUUUCUUGAAGAAAAACUUGAGGCAGAGUGACAAAGUGUUUGAUAUUCCUCGCAAACGCUUGCUUAAAGUUGGAAUGACUUACGAACUAUAGAUCACUUUGACAAAAGUAGGUAUAGGGGAUGAGGUUACUUUUCAGCUUAAGCAAUGAAGCUUUUGUAAGGUGAAUUGUUAUUAUUGUUAAGUAUAUAUAUAUAUAUAUAUAUAUAUCAAAUAGAUGAAAGAAUUGUGGCAAAGAAACCUUUUCUCGAAAGGGCAAAUUGAGCACACAAUUGUUAUUUAUGUUGCAAAAAACAUAAUUAUAC
Ziziphus jujuba (common jujube) is the source of this 2632-nucleotide messenger RNA. Its product is annotated as potassium transporter 5. Gene Ontology annotation, cellular component: membrane. The coding region runs from base 79 to 2421 and encodes 780 amino acids. Lineage: Eukaryota; Viridiplantae; Streptophyta; Magnoliopsida; Rosales; Rhamnaceae. Gene Ontology annotation, molecular function: potassium ion transmembrane transporter activity. Gene Ontology annotation, biological process: potassium ion transmembrane transport. The transcript has 8 exons. The record is from RefSeq and is a predicted model, not a curated record.